Molecule: messenger RNA, 1904 nt
Organism: Pelobates fuscus (common spadefoot toad)
Lineage: Eukaryota; Metazoa; Chordata; Amphibia; Anura; Pelobatidae
Gene: DUS1L
Product: dihydrouridine synthase 1 like
Exons: 13
Coding region: 111-1532 (473 amino acids)
Biological process (GO): tRNA processing
Molecular function (GO): tRNA dihydrouridine synthase activity; flavin adenine dinucleotide binding
Source: RefSeq, a predicted model, not a curated record
GUAGCGGCCGGAAGCUCGGUUUAUAGAGGCGGAAGUGGCCGGUUGUCACGCCGUGCAGUGGUGGGGCAUGGCGGUGCCGGUACCCGCGGGGGCUGCGUGAUGUGAGCACCAUGCCCAAGCUGGAGGGGAUGUGUUUCUGGGAGCACACCCUGCGGGGGGCUCGCUAUGUGCUGGCUCCCAUGGUGGAUCAGAGCGAGCUGGCCUGGAGGCUGCUCAGCCGCAGACACGGGGCCCAGCUCUGCUACACCGCCAUGCUGCACGCCCAGGUCUUCCUCCGAGACGGCAACUACCGCAGGGAGAACCUGUACUGCGAGCUGAGCCCGGAGGACCGGCCCCUCAUCGUCCAGUUUUGUGCGAAUGACCCAGAAGUUUUUGUUCAGGCUGCGCUUUUAGCUCAGGAUUACUGUGACGCCAUUGACUUGAAUCUGGGCUGUCCUCAGAUGAUUGCAAAGAGGGGUCAUUAUGGAGCCUUCCUUCAAGAAGAGUGGGAUCUCCUAGAGAAGAUGAUUCAGUUGGCACACCAAAAACUCUCCGUUCCAAUCACCUGCAAAAUCAGAGUUUUUCCUGAAAUUGACAAAACUGUAGAAUAUGCAAAAUUACUGGAGAAAGCCGGGUGCCAGCUGCUCACAGUUCACGGCCGGACGAAGGAGCAGAAAGGUCCAUUUACUGGCGUUGCAUCCUGGGAACAUAUUAAAGCUGUUCGAAAUGCAGUAAGCAUACCGAUUUUUGCUAAUGGAAACAUCCAGUACCUUGGUGAUGUGGAGCGGUGCAUUUUGGAAACGGGGGUGCAAGGUGUGAUGAGUGCAGAGGGAAACCUCCAUAACCCAGCCCUGUUUGAAGGGAAAAAUCCUGUGGUUUGGGAAAUGGUGGAAGAAUAUUUUGAGCUUGUCAAGCAAUUCCCAUGCCCUCUGUCCUUCGUGCGAGCUCACCUGUUCAAACUUUGGCAUCACACUCUGCAGGUUUAUCAGGACCUACGGGACGAACUUGCCAAAGCAAAGACUCUAGAAGGAAUUAUCGCAGUCAAUCAAGCGCUGAAGGGCAAGUGCCAGGAGGAAAGACUUAAUAAACUUGUCGAAGAUGAUAUCGCCGGAGAAUUACCUUUCCCACACUGGAUCUGCCAGCCAUAUGUCCGGCCACCGCCAAAACUUAUUACAAAGGAAGAGAGCGGAGGCUGUGGAAAACGUGCUCUAGAGGACGAGGAAGAGUUGAAUUCUGAGCAUCUUUCAAAGAACAAACAGAAAAAGAAACUGCGGCACCCCAAUAAAUGCCUUGACCCUUCAUUAAAGCCUAAAUAUGCAAAAUGUGACCAGUGUGGAAACCCCAAGGGCAAUAAGUGUGUAUUCCAUCUGUGUCGCAGCUGCUGCAAGAAACAAGCAUUCAGGGAAAUGUCAGACUGUGCAGGUCACGGACUGCUUUUUAAAACCAAAUAUGAGAAGUCUAUUCAGUUUAAAAGUGUCCAAAACGUGGAGGAUAUCGAACAGGGUUUAACGGAAUCCAAACUCCUCCAACCGCCCCCUGAGAUAAAAGCCUGAAUUCUGUAGGAGGGACAAGCCGUUCUGGAGCCUCUGACUGCAUUUCACUUGCUCAUUACUCAGGGAAAUAGUCUGAGUUUACAGUGUGUCGGGGACGGCUUUGCUCCUGCUACGGUUAUAGGCCACGGUACACUUCCUUGCUGCACUCGGACGGUUUAGGGUUUUAUGUUUUUUUCUUUUUUAGCUUUGCAAGGGAUGCUAUGGAUGUAGGAGAGAAACAGCUCACCCUCUGCCUUUUUUCCCAUUUUUAACGUGCUGCCCCUGGCCUGCACUGACUGAUAAGAAACUGGAUACAGGAGGAGCAGCUAGCAUUUUUAAUGGUUGGUAUCGGGGGUGGGAUGGGGCCUAGAAAUAAAUCUGUUGUAUACUUUA